GAUGUUUUUUAUUUGCCUUCAAGAAAUCUCGCCAAGCUUCAAAAAUAAACUCGGGUUUCUAUAAUGAAAAUGUUCUUGCAGUACAACCUGGAUUUUUUGUAUCCCGUUUGGUGCGGCCUUUCCAAAAAUAGUAGCAACAUACUAUUUCGGUUGUAGAAGGUUAUGCUUUAUGGGAAUUUUAGAAUAUUUUUAGGGCUCUACCAAAAUCAAUAAGCGUGCGUAUUAUUCCUUAUCAUGCCCGUCAAUUUGAAGAACUGAACAAAAACCCUGUGGAGGGUUUUUCUGCAGGCCUUAUAGAUGAUAAUGACAUCUACAGAUGGGAAGUACUCAUAAUAGGUCCUCCUGAUACAUUAUAUGAGGGAGGUUUUUUCAAAUGUCAUCUUUAUUUUCCGAAGGAAUACCCACUUAGGCCACCAAAAAUGAAAUUUGUAACAGAAAUUUGGCAUCCUAAUAUUGAUAAGAAUGGUGAUGUAUGUAUUUCAAUAUUGCACGAACCUGGAGAUGAUAAAUUUGGUUAUGAAAAAGCCUCGGAACGGUGGUUACCAGUACAUACAGUAGAAACUAUUUUAAUAUCAGUUAUUUCAAUGUUAGCCGAUCCUAAUGAUGAAUCACCUGCCAAUGUUGAUGCUGCGAAAGAAUGGCGAGAAUCAUACUCAGAAUUUAAACGGAAAGUAGCAAGAUGUGUCCGGAAGUCACAAGAACAAGAGGAGUGUUAGGACUGUAUUAAAUUUGAAUUGAUAAACAACUAAUUAUAUAAAAACCCAUAAUUGAUUUGAUUCCCGGGCUGUUAAAAUCUACGUGACUUUUUGUAUGUCGUUUCCGUAGUUUUUUAUACAACUUAAUAAUAGUAAUAUACUUUUUAAACAUUCGAUAGACUUCAACAUGCCGCCGGAAUCAAAUCACGUGUUUCAACAUUUCUUUCUUGUGUUUUUUAAAUAUAAUUUUGCGAUCUCAACAACAACUGAGAAUUUUUUUUUUAAAUUAGGAAUCCGAAAUAAAUUUUUAGUUUAAUUUUAUUACAAUUUGAAUAAAUGUCACCUUGAUUUGAAAAUUGAUUUGCAUUUUUUGUUGUCACGACUGGUCUUGUAAAAAGUUUAUGCUCUGCAGAGAUUGGUUCCUAUUUUAACUGGAAGUAUUUAAAGGAAGACGCACAAACAUUGUCUGUCUGAUCUUUUGAAUAAGUUUUCUCAUUUACAUAGAGAAAGCGAGUUCUCAUUUACAUUUUAUUUUUAAUUUUAUUAUUAAUUUAAUGCCGGGUUUCACCAACAAAUCUUAAGCUCCAGCUUAGUCUAGCUCAGCUGUUAGAUAGGGCCGCUUUAAGUCUCACUUACGUUGCACCAUAAUUCUCGAUUCUUAUCUAAGCGCGUCGUAACUGAGAUGAGGUUUAAGAUGCAGUCCACGUGGCAAUCCAUUGUGGCAAGCUGAAAAUUGAUCUAAGACUCAAUGGUGCAACGCGUGUUUCGUAAGCUGAGUUUAAGACGUUUCUUAAGCUGAAGAUCUGUUGGUGCAACCAGGCAUAAAAUAUCUGUGAAUUUCACAUUAAAAGAGAAUCGGUCAUUAUUAUCACUGGAGUACAUUAUUUCGUUUUGCUUAAAAACCAAAAUCUGUGAUUCUAAAUUCAAAAUGACAAUAUUGAUCUGACACAAUAAACUGUCCGUUUUCACGAUUGCUGUGUAUUAUUUUCACAACUCAACUACUUAGGUUAGGUUAGGUUCAAUAUGAGUGGGUGCUUAACCAGCAUUCCAUAUGAUCUAAGAAAUCUAUUGUGGCUUAUCCCUUGGUAAAAGUUGUCCUUUUAGCCCAGCCUUUUGACCAAAGUCUAUUGUGGCCUUUGGUGACACUUCUACAAAGUUAUAGGGAUCGAGUUGAUAAUGCUCAAAUGUAUUAAGCCUUAUCCUAUCCAACCCUGGGCAGUAGCACAGAAAGUGUUCCGCCGUAUUGUCUUUAGCCUGACAAAAACUGCAAUCGUCUCUUUUUGUCGGUCCGAUCUUCAUGUGCUACUGGAGGUGACAGCAGUGACGGAAACGUCGAGGUUGUGUAUGCAGUUAAUCGACUCGAUCUUUACAAACAGGAAAUCUUGUGAACUGCCCUCAUAGACUUGCUGGUGGCACUCCUCUGUUAUGUGCUUGAUAGAUUGGACCUCACCGCUGCAUGGUGGUGAUGAUAGCUUACCCCAUUUGUGCAACAUAUACGCACAUCGACCAGGUUGAGUUCUGAUGUGAUGAAGUUCGCACCAGGUCUUACGUGGUAGGUCAAAUCCAGGAGGUGUUUCUGUGAUGCAAGGUGUGACUGUAUUUGGUUGAGCUUCCGAACAUUUAUGGAUUCACUUGGUGAUCAUGUUGAACCCGGUGGCUGUGGUUGAUUCUGCGGUUUGUAUUGAAGAUUUUCUGGAGCGCAGUCGACUUUUGGUUGCAUCUUCCAUAUAGUUAUGAAUCGGCAGCGCCGUGUUGCUAAGGAUCUUGUUAUAUUAUUCGGUUAGGAGACCGCACGUUUGAGACCAGUUUGUUUGUACCAGUGGUUAGUUUCAUCCGUUCCAACCAGUCCAUUCAGUUCUUUUGGUUGUGCUUCUUGCAAUACCAAUGAAAGGUUCGGAGCCUGUGCAUGUUUAUAGGCAUCCAGAGUAAGCUUACUAUUAUUGCUGAUAAAUGGUGAAGUAAAUUUCUACUUUAUUUUUUUAUUUGAUGUACUGAAUAAUUUCACCAAAUUAUGAGAUAAUAUAUUACCUAAUUUUUUCUAACGGUAGUUUCUGUGAGGGUUAAAAUGCCUUAUGUUAUAGAGAUAAAUAUAAAUUUCGGCCUAGUUUUUAUCUACAAUAAAUGGUUCAUUGUAUAAAACAUUGUCCAUUGUUGUAAAAUAUAAAAAUUUUCUUUUUUCUCUCUGCUUGCUUUUUGUUUCUUGAGUGAUGUUGGUAAAUUUUAUGUAUAAAAGACAAAAAAUGUAAUAAUAUUCAAAAGUUCAGAAGAUAUUUGUGCGUAUUUCUUUGUUUUUUUUUUAUUUUAAAAAGAAUAAAAUUCAGUGAAUCUAUUUAAGCUAAUACAUUAGUGUUUUUAAGACAAACAAUAUGUUCAAAUAGUAGAUGUCAGAAAUUUUUUUGAUGUUUUGAUGGUUACAAUCUGAGUCGUGUGGUCCUGAAACUUAUUUCUUGUGAAUUUUUAUAUCAACUACUGUAUUUUGUUUCCAAUUUGUUUGAAAUUGUUCCCAAAAUACCAAUCAAACAAAUCAUUAUUACUCGAAAAUAGAAAAAAAAUCCUUAUAGUUUAAUUUUAUGGUUUAACUCAUCCAGUUUUCUUCAUGCCAUUAUUUUGUUCCAUAUUUUACUAAAAUGAAGAUAAAGGAACAAUAGUCCUGCUGUAGAUCUGUUUAGUUUUAUAAUUAUUGUAUACCUAACUUGCAAUACCUGACAAAAAAGGUACACCUGUACCUCCAUCUACCAGUGAGAAGACAAAAGAUUCCUUCGUUCAAGAAAACAAUCACCCCUCAUACCUCAUCUUUCAGGAAUUAAGUGCAUCAGAUUAAUUACAAAAUUUUCGAGUAAAUAUCUACUCAACAAUAUAUUUUUCCAGUAUUGUAGAAUUUUUAUCAAGACUUCUUGACUUUCUGUCAAUUCAACACAUGCCUUUACAUCUAUGUGUUUAUUUAUACAGGGAAAAAUUGUCACCGGUUGACCUGUAUAAAACCAUAACCUCAAAUUAGAACCAAAAGACUACAAUUUACAUAAUUUAUGACACUUUAGCUGGGCUUUUGUGUACGUUAUGGUGUAACUACUGUAAUAGGUGCGUUCGCGGGUACAGUUGACAAAUUGUCGUCGACAAUUUCUAACCUCACUUAAUAUAAAUAAUACCGUUAAUAGAUAUACAAGGUAUAUUUACUUUUAAUUAAUAUUCAUAACCAAUUAUUAAAUUAUACCAUGUAAAUAUACCUUGUAUAUUUAUCUAUUAACGAUAUUAUUUAUAUUAUUUUAAAGUGCGCAUGCGUGUUCUGAUAAUUUAUCCAAUUUUCUGACAAUUUCAGGUACCCGCGAACGCAACUUAUAACAUUGUCUUUUUAAAAGCACAAUAUGUUGAGCAAAAAGUAGGACACUGUAUUGCCGAUGAUGAUAUUUAUUUGAUACUUCCAUUUGUCCAUUAUCGUAACUUUUAAGGUUAAGUUGUACUAUAUAAACUGUGUUAAGCCUUCGAAUUGUGGAUGAGUAAUUAAUUUUUUUUCAGAAUUUACCAAGCUUCAAGAGAGGUUUUAAAUAAUCGUAAGACAGUGAAAUGUCAAAAAACUUGUAAUUGCUCCUAGACAUUUAAAUUUUACUGUAACGCUGUAGGUAUCGUAAUUUAAGUAAAUUUUAUUAAAAAAUC
This is a messenger RNA of Diabrotica virgifera virgifera (western corn rootworm), 4346 nucleotides long. RefSeq names its product ubiquitin-conjugating enzyme E2 G1. Gene Ontology annotation, biological process: proteasome-mediated ubiquitin-dependent protein catabolic process; protein polyubiquitination. The record is from RefSeq and is a predicted model, not a curated record. Gene Ontology annotation, molecular function: ubiquitin conjugating enzyme activity. The coding region runs from base 420 to 716 and encodes 98 amino acids. The transcript is spliced from 5 exons. NCBI's taxonomy places the organism in Eukaryota, Metazoa, Arthropoda, Insecta, Coleoptera, Chrysomelidae.